AUGAACCCAGCUGGUCCGAAGACCCAUAAGGCUUUAAAGGCCAUUCACCAAGAAAUCUAUCGGUUACGUAUGGUUUGCGGCUCCCUCAGUGCAAAAAUUUUGCCAAAAAAUUCAGCAAUGACGUCAAUAGUAGAUUCUCAUCUUGAAGAUGCAAUGAAAGCAUAUGCCCCGCUGUUUCAGCCACUAAAAGACUUGGCCAGAAACUGGACUGUAGAUCUUGAAAAAUGCUUAGAAGUAUUGUCCAGGAUGAAACAAGUUCAAGAAGUAGAACGAAACAGUGGUGGUCACUUUAAUUUUGCUCAAGCAGCUUUAGUGGUUGCUGGUGGGGCGGAAGUUUAUGGUCGAAAGGUCGAUUAUGUUCAUCAGUUAACGCUUGGUUUUUUUGAACAGUUGAGUGAAAAAGCGAGAAGGAGUAAAAAAGGUACAGCAGACAACGAAAACGAUGAGAAUCUGCCGUGUGAUAUUCCACAAGUCCCCGAUGAUCCAUGUGAAUGGGUCGACCUUAAGAAGUUGCGUCCGGCUGACCCUAAAACACUUGUUCUAAAAAAGUCUGCUUGCAAACCAGCAAAAUUACUACCUCAAGUAAUCAGUUUUUGUACCUUUCUGUUUUCGAUCACCUGCUCAACUCUGUACAAAGUUUUUUUUCCGAUUCCUAUGGAGCUUGUUCCAUUGACCAGUGAAGAGAAGAUGGACGUACCACUUUACGAUAGUGUAAAUCCAAAUAUACUAAUCGGGAUGAAGGAUGACUUUAAAAUGAAUACUGCGUUUAUACAUGAAAGCGGCGCAAUGUUGUUGGAUUUGGUUAAUGAAAGAAUUAUCAACGAAUUCACAACAAAAGAAAUUGUAGCUGAAGUUACAAAUAUGAUGCGGACGUUAAGAGAUGCUGAUGGAACUACAGGUAUUGUUUCCUUGGUGCUUCAUCUUGUUGCAAAUGAAGUAAACGGAGGAGCUCAAGGAGAUGGGGGAGAUGCAACACUUGUAGGAGAAGCACAACAGCCUGCUGAAAUAGUUCGGGAUGAAGAAUUUACGCAUCAAGACGUUCUUUCUAAAAAGGGGCCUUCAACACAGUUGUUGCCUGAUGAAAUGGUUCCUUUAAUUCUUGAGAAACCUGCCGAAUUAUUUCCAAGUGACGACGAAGGAAAUUUUGGCGGUGGCGAUGGCUAUAAUGAUAUGGAUAUUGAAGAAUGCGGUCCGCCUCCUCACCCAGCAGACGAGGAGGGUUUUGUUGAUAACGAUAUCGAUGAAGUUGACAUCUUUACAGAAUUCAGUUAUCGAGUGCUUCCACCGAAGGUUAUAAAGCCAUAUAACUUAGCCAGCAGCUUGAUACAAAGGCAAAAGAAAAAACUGCUCUCGUUAGGGUUGAACCCACAAACCUCAUUCAUGGAUUAUUUGCACAACGAAGUUUAUCGUAAUUCAGUCAAAAUACCGUAUAGGAAAUAUGAUGCUGGCUUCAACUGCGCACCGUUGAUAGCAGUUUCUGAAUUUAUUAGUAAGGAGGAGAAACGAAGGAAUGCUUUCAAAAAUGCUUUGCGCAAACAACGUAGGUUGAAUAAAGAAAAACAAGUAGAUGAAGAAGCAGCCGUUGCUGAAGAAGAAUUGGUUGUUGGCGCUGGUGACGAUUUCGCUGACGACGUUUCCGAACCGGAAUUCAAUGAAUUUAAUAAUGAUGUGGCCGAAGAAGAAGUUCGGUUUGGAGAAGUCAUUGACAAUGAAGACAUGGAUUCGAAUUUCCGAGAUGUUAUUCAUGGAGGCUCUGAAGUCAAUGAUUCUGUUGUUCCUACUGAAGAAAUGAGCUUCAACGCUCGCCUACGCCAUUAUUUAAAUUUGUACUGGGCUGAGGGAGAAGAAAUACAUUCAAAAUUGGAUGAAAGAGUUCAAAAAUGGGAUGAGACUGUUACGCCUUUACUCGAGGAAGAAGAGCGGAGACGUGUGUUUGACAUUCAUGAUUACGGUUCAGAGUUACUGGCGAAAUUUGACCAGUGCGGUCAGCAGAGAGGUUUCUUCGAAGUCAGUUUUACUUCAACUCAUUCUCAACUGGUCGUCAUGUCAUUUCAGUGUCGUACUAUUUCUUUGUUUACUCAAAACAAAUUACUUUUCCCAUUUCAGUUGAUUCAGAAAGUUCCUGAUUACGAAGUCAGCCGCUAUUUCUUAUCUUCUUUGAUGUUAGCCAACACGUAUAACUUGGAAAUUACUUUCGACGACGAUGGGUUUCAAGGAGGAAAUGAAAUGGACGACCAUUGUUUAGGAGAAAAUUACCGGUUAAAACUUUUAAAACGAGAUCGCCAUCAUGAAGCAAUUGAACAGUCUGUGACUUCUUAA
Messenger RNA from Enterobius vermicularis (human pinworm), 2319 nucleotides. The record is from the annotation of a GenBank genome assembly. NCBI's taxonomy places the organism in Eukaryota, Metazoa, Nematoda, Chromadorea, Rhabditida, Oxyuridae.